Molecule: messenger RNA, 2625 nt
Organism: Echinococcus granulosus
Lineage: Eukaryota; Metazoa; Platyhelminthes; Cestoda; Cyclophyllidea; Taeniidae
Product: Transcription factor
Exons: 13
Coding region: 1-2625 (874 amino acids)
Biological process (GO): regulation of transcription by RNA polymerase II
Cellular component (GO): transcription regulator complex
Molecular function (GO): RNA polymerase II cis-regulatory region sequence-specific DNA binding; DNA-binding transcription factor activity, RNA polymerase II-specific; protein dimerization activity
Source: RefSeq, a predicted model, not a curated record
AUGCCUGGUCAAAGUGGGCCUUCACCCAGUCCCAAUGACACUUUUAAUCCUUCAUCUCAAGCGUCAGCUGGAAUUACUUAUCCUGCUAACGAGUCAUCUCCCGAAUCGGCCGGUUGUGACAUCACGAAUAACGCAUUGCGCUAUUCGAAUUCUACACAACCUGGUCCGUCCUCUGCCACUCCGCUGCAGUCGUUGGCGAUGGAAGGAGCUGCCAUCAAGGCACCUUCUUCGUCCUCUUCGACGGUCUCAAAUGUCUCCUUGGAAAAGGUCUCCGAUACCGAACCGCGACAGUACACCACCCUCACCACUUCCAAUGUCACUUUGAAGGCAGGAUCCUCCUACUACGGUGCAUCUGUUGAUAUUGCCGCCGCUGCUGCAACAGCCUCAGUCGUUGCGGGCGAAACUGUUGCCUCCUCUACCUCCGCUUCUACCUCCCUCUCCAUAAUUGAGGCGUGGUCGACGCCGUUGGCACUCGGUGUGGAACCACCCCCGCCCCCUCAUCCUGCUGUCUCCUACCAUCCACCACAGCACCAUCACCACCUCCAACCCCUUCAGCAGCACUAUAUGAGUUUCAGUGGUGCAGCACCAGCGCUUCAACAUGGUCACGAUGUACAGAAUUCUCCCAGUAUGACGAACACCACCGGUGCCAUCACUGUCACCUCAUCCUCCUCAAACUACCUCCAUCAUCACCAUAAUCAACAAGCCGGAUCCUCACCUCACCCUCUUGUGGGUCUCCAGAAUGUUCCCAUCGAAUUCCCUCCCCCCAGUUGUAUCGAAGCCUUGGCACCGGGCUACGCUUACAACCCCCGAGUGCCCCCAACCCUCUCGUUUCAUGGCUCUCCCCAGGGCAGUCGGAUGUGCAACCCUCCUCUCGGUUCUGCUGUUCCGGCACAAUGCCAUCCCGCUCACUCCCCUGCCGCUAUCGCAUAUCACCAUCAUGCACAGCAUUUCUCCGACCCCACCAAUCCUCUCACUCUCAAUCCUCCGAUGGUAGCUUUCGGCGGCUUAGAGGCUCCUGCUACGACCCUGGGUGAGUUGUCACUCGCUCUCCUCUCCGACAAUAUUCCACCUCAACAUUCUUUUCUCGCCAACAUUUCAGAGGAAAAGCUUGAAUCUCCACUCACCAGUCGGGCAGUCGUGGGGCCCACAAUAGUAGGUGGAGUUGCCGGCGCUUUUGAGGCGAUGCUGCCACGCUCAAACCCGACUACUGCCGGCAGUGCGCGAGGUGGGAGGCGUGGCGGUGGUGGAGGCGGCAGGCGACGCAACACCACACCGCUGUCCAGUGUCUCCUACGGAGCGGACAUGCCACCCCCGCCACCCUCCAUCAGCACCGACUCAGAGGGGGCAAACUCAUUGGAUGGUCGAGAAGAUGAGACGCCGGAGCAAAAGGCGGAACGUGAGAAGUCACGACGACAGGCGAAUAAUGCGCGUGAACGUCUACGAGUUCGCGAGAUCAACGAUGCCUUCAAGGAGUUGGGUCAAAUGAUUAACCUGCACACGGGCAAUUCCCAGCCCCUCACAAAGCUGAUGAUUCUGCAGCAGGCCGUCACUGUGAUAAUGCGCGUCCGCGACAUCAACGAUGCCUUCAGUGAACUUGGACGCAUGUGCAUGAUCCACCUGAAAAAUGACAGACCUCAGACAAAACUCACCAUUCUUCAACAGGCCGUCACCCUCAUCACCAAGCUUGAGCAACAAGUUCGCGAGAGAAACAUGAAUCCCAAGCAGGCAUGUCUUCGGAAACGGGAAGAGGAGAAGGGUGAUGAGGUUUCUGGACUCCAAUGUUCCUCCACCUCAGUUGUUAGUGCCGCUUUGGAUACUUCGGUUGGACAAAUAAACGUACCGUCCUCUUCUGGUGCUGCUGUUGGUGCAUCUGCUGCGGCCACUACGCCGUAUGAUCGCGGUCUCUACCAGCAUGCGGUCUAUCCUCCCAGUGCAGGAGUUGCGACCAAUAGUGGUGGCAACAUGAGCUACGCACCAAUGUACUCACCCUACCCACCGGCCCUCCCCCAGCGUUGGUCGGCUCAGUCGGGUCUGGACUAUCUCCAACCCUACCCGCCUCCGCUGCCCACACCGUCGCCAGUCGCGACGGAGGGGGCGGCAUCGGCAACAGUGUCUUCCGCGGCGGUAUCGGCGGCCGAUGUUCAACCUCCACCUCUUAAACAAUCGCGAUGUAUAGUGCAGCCAGAUGCUUUCAGCCAGGUGACAACACUGACUUCAGAAAAUCGUGGAACGACUCCGGGCGACGAUCCUAAUACCACGUUGAAAAAGGGUGUUGGAGAAAGGGACGAAGAGGAGGAAGAAGAAGAAGGGGAAGAGGAGGAAGAGAAUGCUUCGCAUCUCAUUAUCGUAAUGCUUAAGAAAAGUGUUACUCUCUACUACAUUAAUUCGUCCGGUGUGAAAGUCCCGAAUGUUCUCGAGACCUACGUUGCUUCCUUGGACUGUAGUUUAAACUCGCAAGACUAUGUUAAGCGCUUCAUCAUACUGAUGGCUAAGCACUGGGAAGAACUGGGACAAGUUUUGAAUGAUAUUCGAGAAGAGUCAAUGCCACUUACGCCCCUUAUUAAUUUGGCGUGUUUAAUCUAUCCUACAACAGGCAUAGUAAUAAUUCCUGUAUCCACUUCUUAA